AUGGAGGAAGCCACAAACAAUGCGGGCAGUCAAAUGCGACAGCCCAAGAAGAGGUUUGUCGGUCGGCGCACAGCCGAAGCCCAGUCUCACAAGGAUACCUCAAGCCAAGCCGAUGUUGAGUCAACGGCUGUACAGACAGCUGCCCCAAGGAGGACAACUCGAACACUCAACCAAGUCCCCGCGGAGAUUCUGGACGACCCCGAGAUCCAAGCCGCGAUCGAACUGCUGCCCAAGAACUACUCCUUCGAGAUCCCCAAGACCAUCCACCGCGUCCGCUCCUCAGGUGCCAAGCGCGUCGCACUGCAGUUCCCCGAGGGUCUUUUGAUAUUCGCCACCACCAUUUCGGACAUUUUGACUCAAUUCUGCCCGGGCAUUGAGACCUUGAUCAUGGGAGACGUGACCUACGGAGCAUGCUGUAUUGACGAUUAUACGGCGCGAGCCCUGGGUUGCGACCUGCUCGUCCAUUACGCACACAGUUGCUUGAUCCCCGUGGACGUGACCAAGAUCAAAACGCUGUACAUCUUCGUCGACAUCAGCAUCGACACAAGCCACCUGAUCGCUACCCUCGAGCGCAACUUCAAGCCCGGCCAGACCAUCGCCACCGUCGGCACCAUCCAAUUCAACGCCACGCUUCACGGCCUCAAGCCGGUCUUGGAGCGCGCUGGCUUCCGCGUCGUGGUCCCGCAAAUCAUGCCCUUGUCCAAGGGUGAGAUUCUAGGCUGCACCUCCCCUCAGCUGCCAGAAUCCGAGAUCGACCUUCUCUUAUACCUCGGAGAUGGCCGCUUCCAUCUAGAGUCCGCCAUGAUUCACAAUCCCUCCAUCCCAGCCUAUCGAUAUGAUCCUUACUCGCGAACACUCACUCGCGAGUCCUACGAUCACGACGAGAUGCACACCAUUCGCCGCGAUGCCAUCGCCACCGCUAAAUCAGCCAAAAAAUGGGGCAUUAUUCUGGGAUCCCUUGGACGACAGGGUAACCCCAACACCAUGGCCAUGAUCGAACGUCAUCUCGCCGAACGCGGGAUCCCCGUCGUCAAUCUUCUCCUCAGCGAGAUCUUCCCCGGCAAGCUAGCUUCCAUGUCCGACGUCGAAUGUUGGGUGCAGAUUGCCUGUCCUCGACUGAGCAUUGAUUGGGGGUAUGCAUUUUCUCGCCCAUUGUUGACCCCUUACGAGGCGCUUAUUGCUCUCGACGUACGGGAAAAUUGGGACAAGGCGAACAAGGGUGUUUAUCCGAUGGAUUUCUAUGCCAAGGAAGGUUUGGGCCGAACGAAGCCCGAGCAGGCCAUUCGUGCCGCUUAA
Messenger RNA from Penicillium oxalicum, 1296 nucleotides. RefSeq names its product 2-(3-amino-3-carboxypropyl)histidine synthase (gene dph1). The record is from RefSeq and is a predicted model, not a curated record. Gene Ontology annotation, molecular function: 2-(3-amino-3-carboxypropyl)histidine synthase activity. Gene Ontology annotation, biological process: protein histidyl modification to diphthamide. The coding region runs from base 1 to 1296 and encodes 431 amino acids. The transcript has 2 exons. NCBI's taxonomy places the organism in Eukaryota, Fungi, Ascomycota, Eurotiomycetes, Eurotiales, Aspergillaceae.